GAGAACCAAGAUUAUUUGACAGUUAGCUGCACUGCAUGGUGUUCAUAGUUCAAGUUCAUAGCAUGUUCACUGCGCUUGACAUACAUCAUGUCAGUGUUGUCACCAGUCUCAUUCAGCAGCAUUAUCAUAUGAUCAGGGCACAUUCAGUUCUGUUCAAAACACCAGGAUGGUUAAACUGCUCCACAGCCCAACAUGCAUUUUCCCAGAUGAUGCAAGUGCAUGUAGGACUCUGCUGUGAAGGGCCAACACAGAGCAACACAUCUGGAAAGAAAUGUCUGCAGGUAUUUAUCUGCAGCGUUGCAGCAGCAGAGUAAUACAUGAUUAGAAAAAUAAUCACAAGUUUUUCUUCAUAAAGUAAGUGUCAUUGUGUUCUUCAGUUUUGUUGAUGACUUCCACAAAGUUUGACAUCCAGGAAUUAGUUGGAUGUACAAAAUUUGCAAUGUAUCUCUCUUAAUAGGUUGAUAGUAUCAGAUUUGUAUGCGCAGAUGGCUUUUACUGUUUAUUCCACAUUUUUUCAAGCCUUGCUGCCCAGGGUCGCCAGCUGUAGAAUUACACUACGAAUACUGGUUAAGACCUUCUAAUAUUCUUUAUAUGAAAUAUGGUUUUAGAUGUAAGAAAUUUGUGCAGAAUGGUUUAAAAACAGCUUAUUGUUGAUUUUGAACGCAUCCCAGUUGGUCCACUGCCACUUCACCCCUACGUCAUUUCCGUCACACAACCUUCUCCGAGAGUUGUGUCUAAGAUGGCGUCCAUGCAGUUAACAGAUGAGGAGCUUUUCUCCGAAUUAAAGCGCUUUGGUUUCACUCCAGGCCCGGUUACCGAAAACACCCGCCCGGUGUAUUUGAAGAAAUUGAAGAAGCUUCGCGAAGAGCAACAGCAGCGGGGAUCCAGAUCGGGUAAAACCCGUAGCAGCGGGGCCAUCAACAGCACCACUGGCGGCGGCAACACGGCGGGAUCCAGGCCAGCCAGCCAUGACGUCACGCACCUGAGCUCUAACAGGAGACCGGGCCGGAAGUCCUCCGUCCUCGGCUUCAGCUCCGACGAGUCUGACGCUGAAACUCCACUGAAAAGAAAGGGCCUCAAUCACAGCGGCAGGGCGGACCGAAGCCCCGGGUUUCCACAACAACCGAAGAUAAGGCCCGUUACAACACCGACUGCGGCUAGCAAGAGUCAGUAUGGCGCUGGGAGUGCGCUGAAUAGCAGCAGUUCUUCCCUGGGUCCGGACGGACAGAGAGGUGUCUCGCUGGGCUGGGGAGUUCGUGCCAGAUCCAGCCCUGAGGCGGAAGGGAGGGAUUACGACGAAUCGGGAGACGAGGACGAUUAUGAGGGGGGAACUGAAAAGAACUCGCGCUCGUUAAAUGGUUGUGGGGCGUCUCACUUGAUUACUAGCAAGUUAGCCGGGGAUUACUCAGACUCAGACGAGGAGGAGGUUGGGGGCCUUGGCGCCGGAGACAGACAGCGGGAUAGGUUGGAGCCUCGACGGAGCCCGAAAGCGGCGUUCCCUUCCCUCGGAGUUGGCCGAGGAUCUCAGACGGGAGGGGCAGCCAGAGAGGUUAAUCCGCCUGGGAGUCUAAACAUGGUGGGGAGCCGGAGGGAGGAUGGGGAGGAAGAAAAGGUAAAGAGAAGGGACUCGGACUCAUCGGGAGGCUUGCGGAGCCACAACUUUCCCAGGAAGUCCAUCUACGUGUCCCUCGCCGAGAACCAUGGAAGAGAGGCCGGCAAAAACAACCACGUCGACAGCGAGGACGGAUCCUCCAGAAGCAGCAGCUCUAAUAGGUUCAGCAUCGGGCUGAGACCGCGCUUCUCCAACUACAGCAGCCUGUCCCAGCCUUACAGGGGCAACCACUCCAAUCACACUGCUCCCAACCACUCGUACAGCCAGGCAGCGCUGAAGCAAAAGCUGUCUGUCCCAGAGGACGAGCUGCUCCAGCAAUUCAAAAGGGAAGAGGUGGCCUCCUCUGGUAGCUUCAGCGCUCACUACCUGUCCAUGUUCCUGCUCACAGCAGCCUGCCUCUUCUUUCUGCUGCUAGGCCUCAUGUACCUUAGGAUGAUGGGCUCUGGAUCCUCGGAGCCGAGUGUAGUCUGCAAGAACCACCCUUUGGGCAGCAAGUUUGACGACUAUUAUAAGGGAAAGCCAGAGCGGGAGCUGAUCUUAGACCUGCUGUCCAAGCUACACGACCACCUGGCCCACAUCGCCGGCCAGCAUGACUGUGGAGACCAGAAGUAUCCCAACAGGAGUUUGUCCAUGGAAAAGGCCUCUGCAUAUUUAGUGGCCCAGAAUCAGACGUUUGAAGACUUCAUUUUUAUUUGCCUGGAGUGGGUCAUCCGGGCAGACAAGGAUGUUGGAAUAAGGCUGAUUGGGCAGGUUGCCGAUGAGCCAGUGACUGAUCCGUCUGAGAUCUUGUGGCUGGAGUCCACACAUCCAAUGAUGCCCUUCACGUGCCGCUUCCGCCGAGCCUUCCUCAUCGUCAUCAGCAGAGUCUUCCUCAUCACAGUCGUGGUAGGCUGUGUGGGGAGUGUGUUCUGCUACGUGAAGUAUCGCUGGAGGAGAGAGGAGGAGGAGACCAGGCAGAUGUAUGACAUGGUGGAGAGGAUCAUCGACGUGUUGAGGAGCCACAGUGAGGCCUGCCAAGAGAACCAGGACCUGCAGCCCUAUCUGCCCAUCCCCCACGUCAGAGACUCGUUGGUUCAGCCACAGGACCGGAAGAAGAUGAAGAAGGUUUGGGACCGGGCUGUGAGCUUCCUCUCAGCCAACGAGUCCAGGAUUCGUACAGAGACUCAGAGGAUUGGUGGAGCAGACUUCCUUGUCUGGAGGUGGAUCCAGCCUUCUCUCAGUUGUGACAAGACCUCCUUGAUGCCCUCUAAAGUCUGGCAGGGAAAAGCUUUCCCUCUGGACAGGAGGAAUUCACCUCCCAACAGCCUGACUCCAUGUCUGAAGAUCAGAAACAUGUUUGACCCAGUCAUGGAAGUUGGGGAGAACUGGGAUCUAGCCAUCCACGAGGCUAUCCUGGAGAAGUGCAGUGACAACGACGGCAUUGUCCACAUUGCCGUCGACAAGAACUCGAGAGAGGGCUGCGUCUAUGUGAAGUGUCUCUCCGCAGAGCACUCAGGGAAAGCCUUCAAGGCACUUCAUGGCUCCUGGUUUGAUGGUAAGCUGGUGACAGUAAAGUAUCUGCGUUUGGACCGAUACCACCAGCGCUUCCCACAGGCACAGGGCUGCAGCACGCCCCUGAAGGCCUCCAGCCUCCACCUGAACACCACAAGCACCAUGGACACUAUGCCCUACCUGCAGCGCCACGGCUCAGCCAACUCUUCAGGCUUCUCAUGAGAUGACCAUUAGCAUUAGAUUUAGCAUCCUCCUCUGUGCCCUCCCAGCAUCACAGCACCAGUCUGCUGCUGCUCCUUCGCUGCUUUAUAAUGGGGAAGACUUCAGUCUGUGCCAUGGGAGAGCUUUAUUUUUGUUUUGUUUUUUUCCAUUUGUUCAUUUGUUUGUUUUUUUUCAACACAGGAUCUUUGAAAGAUGAGCUGUUCAGCGUUGCAGUGUUUGUUUUCUAUAAUCUUUGUAUUAGAAAUGUCAUGGAUUUAACAAGGAAGCAAAGCUCUUCUGGAAUAUUUAAGAUAUGUGCAGAUACUCCAAACCUCCCUCCUUCUCUUCCACAGUGUAACUAACUGAUCCCAUGAUGGAAUUCAUACGGGCACUGUAUGAAAAUGGCUGCAUGUCUCAGAGUAUGCCUCUAUGUAAGCUUUCAAUACAACACAGUGUGGAUGUUGAAUUCCUGAAGAUGUUCGAUGUACUCCUUGUUAUUAUUAUUCUGAUUAUUAUUAUUAUUUAGUCAAGUGAGGGAGGCGUGAACAGAUUUUCAGAGGGUGUCCUGUAAAUACAUGUGAAUGGUGGCACAAGCUUUAUAACAUAUUCUGUAUUAAAAGCAAACCAUAAGCUCACAUUUUUCUUGCUGCUCACUUACCACAGCAUCGGUAUCCAGAGGCAAACACUGAAAUAGCACAGACACACACACACACACAGAGAACAGUUCAGGAGGUAGAACCGAGCAACAGUGCGAGUGUCGAUUCAGCCGCUGUGCUUGUUGUUUGCUCCAGGUAUUCCGUGUAUGGGCUUUUCUUUCCCUUUGUCCACGAUUUUGUUAUAGCAUCCAACCGUGCUCCCAAACUCUCAACUUUAAGAGCGAUAUAACAAAAUCAGGGAGUGUACCUUUUAACAGUCACCUGAAACUUUCUACUCCAGAUAUAAUCCAAUAUAUCCCCAAGUUAUUAUUAUCAGCUGUUAUAUUUAUUAUUUACCUCUUUCAAGUUGGUUCUUCUUUUUUUUUUUUUUUACUGUCGAUGCAACCCGUCAUUCAGUUUGAUUUCCACACCUGUUCUGAACAAGUGAUGUGUAUUGUCAUCUUUUUGUGUACAUGACCAAUAGACCAGAGGACACAUGAAGUCAGGAUGUUUGAUGUUCAGUUUACAGUCUGUGCCCAUCUUCCUUUGGCGAGACAGAUGUUUACUGUCAUGACGUAACCUGAUUCUAUCACUACUGUUCUUUGAUCAUAUCAGCCUCUUGUAAUGAUGCUACCACUCUUUUCGUUGUAAGGAGUACUGUGAGAAUGUUGACAAUUUGUAUCGCUCAAUUCUAAAUGUCCCCGACCCUUGUAAGGAGACUUUACUGAACUUAGGGAUUCCUGAUUGCUUGUGUGUUUUUACAGCAUCCACGUACUCAGAAAAAUGCUAAAAAUCCAGGAGAUGCUAGAAGUUCAAUUUUUUUUAAUGCAGUGAAUUGAAAGUUUGAUUCUGUAUUUGCAGUGUGAAAUUGUACAAAUGAUGCACAUUUCAAAUGUUCAAAAUCUGCUGCAAUGGACAGCAGACAACCCAACAGUGCCUUAAAUUUGUGCUUUUUUUAAGACUGGCACUGCAUUACUGGACAUUGUACUGGAUUUAAACAGUUCAAAGGAUGAGCAAGGCCUGCCAUAGACGUAGUUUUGUUAGAAUUUUACAUCUUAAGAUUUGGUAUUUUGUAGCAGUUUCCUUUGAUAUUAAACCAAAUGCUUCUCUAUUUAUUUCUUCUUUUUUUUAAACAGCCAUGGUGAUGUACUAUUUUAAUGUCACUAUACCUGUUACAUAUGUGUCAUAACUUUAUUUCAUCAAAAAUCAAUCUUACAUCCACUUCCAAACAAUUGUCAGGAUGUGUAAAACAACAAAAUAAAGUGAACACUUUAAGAA
Molecule: messenger RNA, 5217 nt
Organism: Lates calcarifer (barramundi perch)
Lineage: Eukaryota; Metazoa; Chordata; Actinopteri; Centropomidae
Gene: lemd3
Product: LEM domain containing 3
Exons: 13
Coding region: 740-3325 (861 amino acids)
Biological process (GO): nuclear envelope organization; negative regulation of BMP signaling pathway
Cellular component (GO): nuclear inner membrane
Molecular function (GO): chromatin DNA binding
Source: RefSeq, a predicted model, not a curated record